UUUUGUCUCCUCUGGCCUAGAGAAGAAACCCUUAUUAUCGCGCAGAUGGCUUGGUCUGAUCUCAUGAUAAGCUAUCCUACCAACAGCUUCGUGGCUGACGUCGACCUCGAGUGUCUGACCGCACUAGAAGCAAGGAUGUUCGAGGAUUCCGAAGCAGGACCUGCAGGCAACCAGCAGUGGGGUUUGGAUGCUGGCCAACAUCACAGGCGAUGGAAUAUGUAUCUCGGUCCCUCGGAAUUCCUGAUGAAUGGGUUUCUGGAAAAGAUUAUAGCGAGAGUGAACUUGAACGCGGCCCCUUAUUCAGUGAUAACACUGAUGCUACAUCUUUGGAGUCUGCAGACGAGCUAUCUGAAGCUGUAGUUCCUUCUCUGCCGGCCGAAGAAUGUCCACCCGUUAAAUGUCGAUGUGCUCCACAGGCUCGAAGGGUCCAGAGAGGGAGG
This is a messenger RNA of Suillus discolor, 440 nucleotides long. RefSeq lists its product as uncharacterized. Bases 46 to 360 code for a protein of 104 amino acids. The record is from RefSeq and is a predicted model, not a curated record. The transcript is spliced from 2 exons. Lineage: Eukaryota; Fungi; Basidiomycota; Agaricomycetes; Boletales; Suillaceae.